AUGGGCAAGGUUUACAUGGGACGUUUGAAAAACACUCCAUUGAUUGUGAUAAAGAUGUCUGUGGAAGUUGAUGAGGAUUGGAAACAGACAUUUUUUUAUGAGAUGAUCAUGCAAUCUAGAAUUAAGCAUUGGAAUGUUGCCAAGCUUUUCGGCUGCUGCCUAGAUCAUGUCGAUGCCCCAGUAUUAGUCUAUGAGUAUGGUGAGAUGGGCUUGCAUGACGCUCUUUUUGGUAAGGCGUGGCAGAGUAUUGAACAUCCUUUCACUUCCUAUGUACGUCUACAAAUUGCUACUGAUGCUGCAGAAGGCCUUGCUCACCUUCACUCAUUUGACAUGGUUCAUGGCGAUGUCAGAACUGCCAAUGUAAUAGUGGAUGUUUUUUCUGGAUCUAAGCUCGAAAUGCCUAGAACUAGUACAUUUCCGGCAAAGAUUGCUGGUUUUGGAACAACAAAGCUCCUUUCCUUGGACAAGGCUCAGUAUGCAAGAUUUCUAACAGAGAACAUACAUUACAAGGAUCCACACUUCCUAAUAACUGGGCUCAUGACUAAGGAACACGAUGUGUAUGGUUUUGGAGGGGUUCUUGUGGAGCUCUUCACAGGAAACAAGAUUCAAAUGCACGACAUAAAUACGAUGUCUAUCGAGAGCAAAUUAGCAACGAAUGCCUGUGUUUAUUACGAUAGCUCCUUUUGUUGCGAGUAUCUUACACUCAACAUGCACAAAAACGCCUAG
Molecule: messenger RNA, 726 nt
Organism: Oryza sativa Japonica Group (Japanese rice)
Lineage: Eukaryota; Viridiplantae; Streptophyta; Magnoliopsida; Poales; Poaceae
Product: wall-associated receptor kinase-like 1
Biological process (GO): cell surface receptor signaling pathway; protein phosphorylation
Cellular component (GO): plasma membrane
Molecular function (GO): protein serine/threonine kinase activity; ATP binding
Source: RefSeq, a predicted model, not a curated record